GACAGAGAAAAAGGACUGACACGAGCGAGAGCGAGACGUCAAACUGUCAAAAAAGAUGGCGUCUUCGUGAGUUGAUCGAGUUGUCCUUUUCGCACUGUAAAUUUUUUCGUGCAUUCGUACUUUCUUUGUCUAAUUAUCUAGUAAUUUGUUUACUAAAAACAUCGUAAAACUUUGUCUACAUUUCGUACACACGGUGAGGGGAAGGCGUACGCUUGCAAAGUGAUUAAAUAGUGAAACAAUGCGGCCUUCUGGGCGAGGCGUCUAUGUUUACUGUGCCACCGUAUCCACGGCUGUAUCACCAUAAAACUAUUUCCAGCACCCCCUGAUGCCCUCUUCGCACCCCAAUUAACCCUCUAACCGCAAAAAUGGACAAAAAAAACAAGAAGAAAACCGUGAUCAAGCGGAAAAGCGACGAGGCGGCCGAGUCGGAAAAGAGACAAAAAAUUAUGGUCAACCGCGCGAAAGUUGAAGAGGAAAAAGAUAAGGUUGAGGUUGUGGGCCAAGUGGUGGAGGUGCCGGCGGAGCAGAGCCAGCAGGUGGUGCACACGGGGCAGCUUGUCGAGGGGAACUUCGAGCAGCCAGUCUUCGUCAACAUGAAAGGGGAACCGGUCCAGCUAGGCCCCAACACAGUGAUUCUGUAUGAGCAGAGUGGCAACCCGUCCAACUUUGCCUUUGGGGGGAUGUGGACGAUGGAUUCGUCAGGCCGGAUUGUGAUGGCCGAGACUAUUUAUGAUGUGAAGGGAGAGCCCGAGGAGGAAGGCAGCACUUUUGUGCAGAACACUGCGGAAGUUAGUAAUCAACAAGUGGAGGAGCAGUCCAGCACGUUCCAGCAGUACGAGAUCACCAACAACACGCAGACCGUGGAACAGCCGCAGUACGAGGUGGCCAUCAUUGAUAGCCAGCCUACUGAGGAAGUUGAACGACCGGACUCCUCAGUCAUCGUGACGGAGGCGCAGCUGGCGGCGGCGGGCGCGGGCGCCGUGCGCUGGCUCAACCAGAAGUACGACUUCGUGGUGAGGAAGCUGCAGCUCAACUACGACGCGGGCGUGAAGCUGCUCCACAGCGCGUCCGGCUGCAUCCAGUGCGUGUACCUCACCACGCCCAGCAUGCAGCUCGCCUUCAACGCCGUGCCGCAGUUCCUGUGCAUCGAGACCGGCAUAGAGUUCAACAGCACAAUACCCACAGUGGGGGGCACGGGCAGCCCCUCCGUGAAGCACAACGUGACUCUGUUCCUAGCUGAAGACGGCAACGGGAAGUCGGUCAUUGUUAGCGCAGGUAUAUCAACCCUGAUCGGCUCGGACCUCUCGUGGCUGCUGGACACGUUCAAGUCGUGCAACCCGGCGUGGCGGCAGGUGCGCUGCGUCGUGUGCGACCCCAACAAGUGUCAGCAAGUGGUCCGCACAGCGUUCCCAUCCGCCCACGUAACCUGCUCAGUCUGGCAGGCCGCCUCCGCCGCAGCCUCGCUAGUGGCCGCCGCCCGCCCGCCCGCGCCCGCGCCGCCCGCCCAGGCCGAGCUCGCCGCCGCCUGCAAGACGUACGCGCUGGCGCUGCUGAGGCAGGACCAUACGCCGGCGCAACUACAGGUGCUAAAACGCGGCAUCCUCGGCACCCGCUACAGCGCUUCGCUCGGCAACAAGGUGUGGGACGCGCUGACCCGGCCGGGCGCGCCGCUCCACAAGCUGGACGCGUGGCUCGAGCCGCACAACUACACCAACAUACUGCACAAGCAGGGCCUGGAGCGGCUGGUGUCCAAGUUCUCGGCGCUAGUCCGGAGUCCCCUGCAGCCCGACGAGUUCGUGUCGCUGUUCUUCAACGUGGCCAACCAGCUCGAGGAUGAGAGGAGGAACUUCGCGCUGAGUCGGUUGAGGGACACGGAAACCCUGAAGCAGUCGCCCACAGACACCAUCACUCAGUACGCGUACAACCUGAUGAGCCACCAGACCAAGCUCGCGCAGAAGUGCCUCGACGACCGCGCCGGCCGAAGGCACAGCAGCGCGGCCAUCUGCAAGUACGGCACCAGCACGCAGGAGUGCUCGUGUCUCUUCAGCAAGGUGUACAAGCUGCCGUGUAGACAUAUACUGAUGCUUACUACGGAGCUUAAGGUGAAGACGCACAUCCCGUUCGAGCCGCGCUGGACGGUGCAGCACUGCCUGUUCGGCUGCGACAACAACCCCGCCGGCGCCGCCAGCAACACCAACGCCGGAGGUGCAAUAUUAGAGCAAGUGGUGGUGGACGCGGACAACCAACACCGACAGAUACAGCAGCCGCAGCAAAUACACCAGGUGAGCGGCGUGCGACAGCAGCAGUACGUGUUCGCGGCGCAGCACGGCCAGCCCGCCACGCCCGUGUCGCAGGUGAUAUUCUGCGGCGGCGGCGUGCAGGGCGUGGGCGGCGUGGCGGGCGUGGGCGGCGGCGCGCCCGUCAUCACCUCCGUGCUGCCCCCCGGCGGCGCCGUGCUCACGCCGCACCACUCUAUACACCAGUGAACACCAGUGAAAUAGCAUUAACUAUAAUAGAAGACCUGUGAAUAGAAGCAAUAUUGGGUUAACUACUAGGAGUGUGGAAAGUUAUGAAAGUGGAAACACCAGUGAAUAGACGCGAGAAUGCAGUGAACACUUACUGUCACCAGGCGGCGUCGUG
This is a messenger RNA of Plutella xylostella (diamondback moth), 2640 nucleotides long. NCBI's taxonomy places the organism in Eukaryota, Metazoa, Arthropoda, Insecta, Lepidoptera, Plutellidae. The record is from RefSeq and is a predicted model, not a curated record.